This is a messenger RNA of Parastagonospora nodorum SN15, 1875 nucleotides long. RefSeq lists its product as hypothetical. Lineage: Eukaryota; Fungi; Ascomycota; Dothideomycetes; Pleosporales; Phaeosphaeriaceae. The transcript has 2 exons. The record is from RefSeq and is a predicted model, not a curated record. Bases 1 to 1875 code for a protein of 624 amino acids.
AUGAAGACUCUACCAGCUUUCUUUGCAGUCCUCGCGGCGGCGGCGGAUGUCUACGUCUCCACGACGGGCUCGGACAGCAACGAUGGACUUUCGGAAGCGAAACCUCUCUCGAGCUUGACGAAGGCGCAAUCAGCUGUGCGAGCUCAGAUCGGGGCUAUGAAUGCGAACAUCACGGUGCACAUCGCGCCGGGCACGUACGAGCUUUCCGCACCCCUCGUUCUCACUGCGCAAGACUCUGGGAGGAAUGGAUUCAAAGUAAAUUGGGCGGGUUCCGGUGCCGUGAUAUCUGGCGGUCGGAAACUUACGAAUUGGACUGCGGGUGCGAAUGGCAUAUACAGCACGAGUGUGCCCCAGGGAUUCAAGUCGAGGAACUUGUAUGUCAACGGCCAGGCAUCGAACUAUGCGCGGCGCAAGAUUGCGAAUAGGAAAGACCUCGUGUAUACGGCGAGUUCGAUAAAAUGGACGGCGGGAACGUAUGAUUGGAUCACGAGCACGGCUGGUAUCGAGCAGGCUGAAGUGCGCUUCAUCAACUCUUUCACAGACCGAUACGCGCCAGUCUCGGGGAAAGGGAAUCGCGAACUGGUCAUGAAGCAAGAUUGGUGGACGACGAAUAACUGGGGAUAUGACCAUAUUUCGAAGCCGAAUGCAGACUUUGGGGUUUGGGUGCAGAAUGCUUUGGCGCUGUUGAGUGAAGGCGGGCAGUUUUACCUUGAUAGUAAGGCGGGGAAGGUGUACUAUAAGCCGUUGAGUGGGGAGAAUUUGGCGAGCCUGGAUGCGCAUUUGGGUGUUUUGGAGACGCUGGUGGUGGUUGGGGGGACGUAUGAUGCUCCUGCACAUGAUAUCACGUUCGAAGGCGUGAGCUUUGCUCAUAGCACAUGGCUCGCACCAUCUUCGAUCGGCUACGUUGAUCAACAGACUGGCGGUUACCUCUGCGAGAACACAACGUACACUCCGGCAAACUUCGAGUCUUCAAGGCCGCAUUGGUGCCAAAUGCCUUCCGCCAUUCAAAUCAGCGCAGCCAACAACGUCUUCUUUACAGGCGGCAACUUCACGCAAAUGGGCGGCGGAGGCGUAGGAAUCGGCAACGACGCCAAUGCCCACAUCUCAGGCGUCGGGCUCGGUGCAAGCAACGUAGCCGUCCGCGAAGCCUUCUUCUCCCAAGUCAUGGGCAACAGCAUCACAGCUGGCGGCGUGCGAGCCGACGCCCACCACCCGAGCGAUGGCCGAAUGCUGAACUCAAAAAUCUCCAUCGAGAACAACAUCUUCCGCAACGUGUCCUCGCUCUUCAGUUCCACCGUACCCAUCUUCGCAAGCUACGUCCAGUCGUCCAACAUCUCGCACAACGACAUCGACAUAGCGCCGUAUUCAGGCAUCUGCCACGGCUACGGUUGGGGCUCGAACGAUGCAGGUGGAAGCUCGGAGUAUGAGAAACGAGGCUUGUACCAGUACCAGCCCAAAUACUCGACUCCAACUAUUUCCCGCGAUAAUCGCAUCGAAGGAAAUCUUCUGCACCGCUACGGCCUCUCACACACCGACUUGGGCGCCUUGUAUACCCUGAGUAAAAGCCCCAACACGGUGAUUCGCGAAAACUACGCCUACGACUCCACGGGCUUUGGCAUGUACACCGACGAAGGCAGUAAUUCGUACGCUAUCCAGAAGAACGUGUUGUUGUCGAGUGGCAUAUGGUACGCGCAGAAUGGCGUGAACACUGCGAAUAAUACGAUUACGGGGAACUGGGGCAGGACGGGGCCGACGAGGGAGGGGAAUACACUGGUGGGCAGCUUGGAGGGCGCGCCGCAGGAGGCGAAGACGGUUGCGCAGAGGGCGGGGGUGGAGGUGGGGAAGAGGGGUGGGAGGCCGGUGUCGAAUCCUUAG